UUUUAGGUGCAGUAGUUACCUUGCCUGUGCCAGCGACGCCUCUCCACGCCAUGUCCUACCCUCCCAGCAACCCUAUGGAAGACUUGUAAGUUUUUCUCCCGAACCGGGGGACUGGACCAAGCCGUCGAGUGCCCGAGACCCUGGAGGGACACCGAGUAACGUGGAAGGCCUCAUCCACCGUAACCGCAGUCCCAGCCCUUCCUCCCAUCCCUCCAUCCACCCCGCCAUCACCUCCACCACCCCAGUCUGCAAGGAACCUUCCACUGUCAAGGUGUGCGUAGAUCUGGAUUCAUCAGAAUGCUACAAGCCACCGCGACCGCCCAAGACCUCCCUCCACGCUCUCAACUCCCAGUCAAGUGACCUGCACCGUCAGGCCCCGCCCUGCUACUCGCCCCGUCCCGCCCCGCACACCUCCACUGACCCCAGUUGGCCCUUCUCCGAUCAAGACGAUCCCCCGAGCUCAGCGCGCAUGCGCAUCAAAAGUGACCGAGAGAAGAUGACGGUGAGGAGUGAGGCGAUGCGCUACUGGCGCUCCAUACACAACAAGUACUCUCUGCUCAAUGGGUUCAACAGACAGCGCCGUAACGCCAUGGUCAAGAAACAGCGUCAGCGGAUCAAGGACAGGAACAACAUGUCCAUCUUCUUCGUGUUGGUGUUCAUGUUGGUGUUCGUGGUGAUCCUGGUGGUGGAGGUGUUCUUCAUAGACGAACACCGGACAGGGAUGCUCUUCGGCAACAAGCGACCGUCAGCCUUCGACCCCAUCGGUGACAUCCCCGACUACUUCAUGGAAGACAAGAAGCUGGUGGGACAACUGGAGAUCGACACCUACAGGAGACAGGAGCUCUCCGUCAAGAGUAAGACUGGUAAUAACGAGAGAUUCUACAGGAAGAACGUAGACGAAACGCACCUCAUGGCUCGAGUCACCGGGAACCUAGUCAAGUCAGUUCACGGUAUAGCCAAGGUGGACUGGCUCAACAUGCUGGGCCUCAAGGAGAUCACUUACUUCGGCAGCAACAGUUCCGCUACUGACGGUGAGUGGCAGCCAGUCUUCUACACCAAGCACAAGUUCUUCGUCUACUCCGCCUACUACGACGACCGCAAAGGUAAGAUCAUCCGAGUUAUUGGUGCCACCCAGACCAAAAAGAGUGACCGUGUGUGGUGUAAGUACUGGUACUCCAACUCCAGCACCCUCAUACUCAACGGUGCCAUCAAAAUCAUCAGGGAAAACUGGAACCUCAAGUUCUCCGCUUGUUUCAUCGCCUGUCCUCUUAUUAUCUACAAGAACGGGAAGCAGCCCAUCCCUCCCCCGGAGAGUGUGUCCAUCAUGGCGGACCCCGGAGGUAACGCCACCAACAAGCUGAGAGUAAUGAACCUCGACGUAAAUAAAGAGGAAGUGAAGAACAGCUUCGCGGUGUGUGUGAAGCCUCUACACUUCGACUACAACAACGUGAACCAGGUGGUAGAGUUUAUAGAGCUGAACAAAAUCCUGGGCGUGGAACACUUCACCCUGUACAACCACACCAUCGGCAAGGAUGUUGACUGCAUACUGAGGCAGUAUGUUGACCAGGGUCUGGUUAACAUACUGCCUUGGAAACUCGAUAUAAAAUCCCAAAAAGAGAUCCGGACGGAGGGGCUGUUCGCGUCGCUUAACGACUGCUUGUACCGCUACAUGUAUCAGUACAAGUAUAUCCUCAUGAUCGACCUGGACGAGUACAUUGUGCCGCACGCCAACACCAGCCUGCCGCAGCUCCUCCGUUAUCUUCACACCAAGGCCGACGCCCGCAAGAUUGGUGCUAUCAGCUUCCAGAACUCCUUCUUUUACCUCCAGUGGCCGGACGACCCCAGCAGCGCCUCCCUGCCGCCCCUGGUGACGCUCCGUAAGACUCGCCGACGACAGAGGUUCCACCCGCACAAACAGAGGUCCAAGUACAUUGCCGUCACUCCCUUCGUGGUGGAGGCAGGUAAUCACUUCGUCUGGGAGUUCCUACCUGGUAAGGGAACACUGAAUGUACCCAACGAGGUGGCCUUCUUACACCACUACCGCGUGUGUGAGUUCGGCGGCGACGACUGUGUGAGGAACCCCAGGAUCACGGACACGGCCAUGUACCGGUACAAGGACACGCUGGUCAAGGCUUACACCACCAACAUGAACCAUCUCGCUCACAUCUGUACCCUCGAAACCACCAGUAAGGAGAAGUCUGUGUGGACGCUAGGUUGAAGGACCUUCUGCUGGUGACGUGAACUGUGUAGGCUCUUUAUCGCCCCCCCCCCCCGGAGGUGUUGGUGCUAUAAGGUGUUGUUGUAAUGGACAAUCUGUGUGUGUGUGUACCUUACCAGGCCUGAACUCUCUCUCUCUCUCUCUAACAGCCUCAGCCACAAUACAUAAAAAAAAAAAAUAUCAAACUCCUAAAGACGGAUUUUGGUAGAGGUCAGAGCCAGGUCAAUCAAGGUACUGAGGGCAGACUUGACCUAUCAGAGUUCAGGUUCAGCCUCAGACACACACGGUCGCACAAGUUAUAAUCUCCGCCGGACACCCCCCCAAGACACACAGCCGACUGUCUCUGCUCACGGAGUGUGUUGUAGCCGCCGGACACUCACUCACUCACUCACUGCUCGAAGCUGUUGGAUAAUUUAGUUAGCCAAAGCUUGUUUUAUAAAAGCUUGUUUGUGUGUGUGCGUGUGUGUAUGUGUGUGUGUGUGGGUAAGCUUAACUAGUCAAAAUCUUCUCUCUUGUUUUUUAAUUGAUUCUCUUGAUUAUAGAGAAAUGUUCCGUGGAAUGACCUGAAGAUUAGACACCCAAGCUUAUUUCACCUGAUGAUUAAACACCCUAACGUUAACCUAACCUAACCUAACACCUCCAGAUAGCGUUAGGGUGUUUAAUUAUCAGGUAAAUUAAGCUUGGGGUGUCUAAUCUUCAGGUGAUCUGCUCAGUAACUUGCCAUAAUGCUGCACACGUACAGUAUUUGUUUAUCUUGUGUGUGUAUAUGUGUGUGUGUGUGUGGUAAGAGACGUGUGUUUGUGGUACGCAGUGGCGGCUCGUGAAAAAUAAAAUGGAGGGACUGCAAGCCUCACACAACAGUA
This is a messenger RNA of Homarus americanus (American lobster), 3081 nucleotides long. RefSeq lists its product as uncharacterized. The record is from RefSeq and is a predicted model, not a curated record. Lineage: Eukaryota; Metazoa; Arthropoda; Malacostraca; Decapoda; Nephropidae. The coding region runs from base 470 to 2218 and encodes 582 amino acids. The transcript is spliced from 7 exons.